Molecule: messenger RNA, 1306 nt
Organism: Truncatella angustata
Lineage: Eukaryota; Fungi; Ascomycota; Sordariomycetes; Amphisphaeriales; Sporocadaceae
Product: Prefoldin subunit-domain-containing protein
Exons: 5
Coding region: 303-923 (206 amino acids)
Biological process (GO): microtubule-based process; protein folding; tubulin complex assembly
Cellular component (GO): prefoldin complex; cytoplasm
Molecular function (GO): tubulin binding
Source: RefSeq, a predicted model, not a curated record
AAUGAAAUUGUCCAUUCCAAUCCGUCUGAUCAUACUGUGCUUUGCGUACUUGGAUGAUGCUUGGAGCGUGGCCUUGAUAUACAAUUGAACGCCUCCUUGACAGUUUUCGGUGAACGACCUUAACAUGGCACUGAUCUGGCCCCCGCCUUCACCGAAGGUGCCCCGCCCACUGCCCCUCUAUUUGCAUAAACAUUUUGGUGCCGGCUUCUAGCUCCCAGCUCCCAGAGCCCAGUCCAGAGUCCAAUUGCACGAGCUUCCGCGCUGUUGACUGCUUUUUCUUUUGAGAGGCAGCUAUAGCGACAAUGGCAACCAAGGGCAAAGAAGCCACACCCAGCGGCAAGGAGGCCGGAUCUACGAACCCGCGAGGUAUUCCGUAUGCGCCAUUCGUCGACAAGGUCGAAGACUAUGUCACCUCACGCGAGGAGGUCGAGCCGACCCUGCGCCAGUUCCAGGAGAUGAUCUCCAAGUACCAGUUCAUGGAGCUCAACCUGCAGAGGAGAGUGGCGGGGUUAGAAGACAAGAUGCCAGAUAUCCAGAAGACCCUGGAGACCGUGCGCUUUCUACAGACGAGAACAGAAGAGUCCGACCCGAUUGAGACGACUUUCGAGCUCAACGACACGCUGUACGCGAAGGCCUCGGUGCCGCCUACAGACGAGGUAUACCUGUGGUUAGGGGCAAAUGUCAUGCUGUCGUAUCCGAUUGAUGAGGCAGAGGCACUACUGGAACAAAAGCUUUCCGCAGCCAAACAAAGCUUGGCAAACUGCGAGGAGGAUCUGGAUUUUCUGAGGGAACAAAUCACGACGAUGGAGGUAGCGGUUGCGAGAGUAUACAACUGGGACGUUGUUCAGAAGCGCAAAGAUAAGGCUGACGAGGAAGGCAAGGGCAGGAGUAAAGAAGGCAGCAAAGGCCAGUCAAAAGAUUGAAAGUCCAAAAAAUGACAGAUAAGGGGGUUUCGACCUUGGAUACGCGCCGCAGCCUUUUCAUUUGACACCCAAAAGGCUACAUUCUUCCGCCAAAAAAAAAGCACAAGGCAUUUAAGCCAGCGGUGUGGUGGUUGAAGUAGUGCAAAGAAGUCGUCCCAAUCGUCAGCCGCAUUUUACACUGCGGGUUUGCUUGACAAGGACAGCUUUGUGGCUGCGCUGCGAGGCAAGGUUGGUCAAUUCAUGAAGUUAGUAUAGGCGCAACUAGACCCCGUGCCGACGUCGAGGAGAGGCAGAGAGGCCUGACGUCAGAUUCCAAAUGUCAUUAGAUUAAACCACCAAACAUCUAACAGGGAAGACGUUUCUUAAUCACCGAAACACAGCAA